CGGUCUCUAAAUCCCCUGCAUUUACUCUCACAAGUAGAUCGUCAAUGCUUGGUACGAAAGCCGCACGUAGGACGUACAGACAUACAUUGUUUACUUUAGUUUGUUACAUUUUCAGUCUUUGGUUUUUCCUUUUUACUUACAUAAUCAUCGCCUGUGUGGCAAUUUUAUUCAGGAGUGAUAAUCUUUGUUUAAAAAAAAAAUAGCCUAUUUGUUUUUAAAUAAUAAUAAUUAUUAUUUUUAACAGCGCCUGCUCAUCAGUCGUAUAUCAUGUUUUAGCAAUUUCCACGUGUAGUCGGUGAUAUUAGUAGUUUAUUAGACGUAGUUAUUUAUUCGUUGCAACGCUGCUGGUUUUGCUCCGUUGAGUCCUGAACAGCCGCCGUUCAUGCCCGAUCUGCAGCGCUUCAGUUUUCCGUAUAGUAUGAACCCGUUCUUGGGCCAGAGCUCACCUGCUCCUCAUCCGCAUCCGCAGAGCUCAGACAUGCUCAGCCAUCCGGACUCGCCCUCCACGGUGCUCCCGGAGGCUCUUCUGACGGCUCCACACUCCUCCGUUCUCCACCUCGGUGAACAGUCCGGUCUGAUCGCGGACGGCUUUUCCCAAAGCGGGUUAGUCUAUCUGCCCAUCAGUCCUUCUCUGCACCGGGCCGUGCCGCCUCCACCCGCAACCAUGGCCUUACGCAACGACCUGGGCUCCAACAUCAGCGUCCUGAAGACCCUCAAUCUGCGCUUCCGCUGCUUUUUGGCUAAAGUGCAUGAGCUGGAGAGGAGAAACAAAAUCCUGGAGAAGCAGCUGCAGCAGGUUCUGGAAAGCAACGAGCUUGCUUGCGGCGAGAGCAAAGACACUGGCGUGCAGACCGGCUUUGUCGGGCCCGUUCCCCUGCAAUCUCAAACCAGCAACAAUUCCGCCAAGAGACCGACUACUUUAUUCACACCCCCUCUUACGACCGUGCUUAAUCUCGAACCCGAUGACAAGACUCGGGCUUCAGGUUACGAUUCAAGCUCGUGCGCGCCUAGCAAAGCAGCCGCGGCUAACACCAACAGCAAUAACUCCAACAAUGCACCUCAUCUGAACGGUGCUGCAGCCAGAACCGGCCCUAACCCGCAUAACCGCUUUCUGCCCGGCACGAUCUGGUCGUAUAGUCCCAGCCGGAAGUGGCCGGCGAGCUCGGAACCGCGGGCGAUCACCAGCCCCGGAGUGUCAUGGGUACACCCGGACGGAGUCGGAGUGCAGAUCGACACCAUCACCCCAGAAAUCAGAGCCCUCUACAACGUGCUAGCCAAAGUAAAGCGGGAGAGGGACGAGUACAAACGAAGAUGGGAGGAGGAAUACACCAUGAGAGUGGAACUUCAACAGAAGGUCACAGAUUUACAAGAGGACCUGCAGGAGAGUGAGGUGUGUCAGGAUGAGCUAGCAUUGAGGGUGGAGCAGUUGAAGGCAGAGCUUGUCCUCUUCAAGGGUCUAAUGAGCAAUAACCUGAGCGAGUUGGAUAGUAAGAUCCAGGAGAAGGCUAUGAAGGUGGACAUGGAUAUCUGCAGACGCAUCGAUAUCACAGCUCGUCUCUGUGACCUGGCACAACAGAGGAACUGUGAGGACCCCAUAAAGACCUUCCAGGUUGCCAGUCCACAGUCUUCCAUUAGCUGUCGUCCACGGAAACAGACAAUCCAGCCUGCUUAUGGCAGUGAGACCGAUGAGCCGACCAGCACCUCAGAAAGUGAUGGAGGUGGAGUAAAAGAGGAGAAUGCAGGCUCCACCUCAGCUACUCAGAUCAAUGAAGAGAUGCAGAGGAUGUUGUGUCAGUUGCGCGAAUGUGAGUUUGAUGAUGACUGUGACUCUUUGGCAUGGGAGGAGACUGAGGAGACCCUGCUGCUUUGGGAGGAUUUCCCAGGAUGCACUCUGACCACAGACCCCAGCCAUGGUGAGGAGGAGUGUCUUGAGAAAGUGAUCAAAGAUACAGAGUGCCUAUUUAAGUCUAGGGAGAAGGAGUAUCAGGAGACCAUUGGCCAGAUUGAGUUGGAGCUGGCCACUGCAAAGUCUGACAUGAACAGGCACUUGCAUGAGUAUAUGGAAAUGUGCAGCAUGAAGAGAGGACUGGAUGUUCAGAUGGAAACAUGCAGGAGACUCAUUACCCAGACUGGAGAGAGUCAUUCCCCAUGUCCUGGCCCUGGUGGAGGCGUAGAAGCGAAUGAUGGGACAGGAACAGAGAAGACUGUAGAGGGAGGAAGAUAAUAACAGCCUGAUAAAGAAAAAAAAAAAAAAACAGGAGUUGUGAAGGUUCUCUUAUCUCACUGUUAAACCUAAGCCAUAUUUAGCCCACAGGUUCUGGUGCAACACUGCUAAACUCAUGGUUUUCCCAAUGAAUAGUCUACUUAGACUCUCACACCACGAAUUAUGUUUUAAAAAAUCAGGGGCCAAAUGAAAGUAAUAUUACCUCAGAAGAGUCACAUGAAUUUGUUUUUGCAACAUGUGACUGACAUUGACUAAUCCCUGAUGAUCGUAAGUGAGACUGAUAGACCUGACAAUUCCAAGAACCUAUUUCACUGAUCACUGUGUAGUACGGUGGCAAACCUUAGCUAGGUACUUAAAGCGAAAAUAUUUCAAGUAAAGUAAUUCUUGUCGUUAUAGGACACCGUCAUCUUGCAGCAGUAUCUCUGAGUUCAGGAUCUAACCUGGGAAUAUUUUGCUUUCUAUACAACUGGCCUCAAAUGCACUUCAUCUGUAAAAUACUUCAUGCUGUUUGCCAUAAUAGAAAAUGUACAUAAAUAGUCCUGCUGACAUCCAUAUGAUCAAAGCUCUGUUUUGUGCACUGUGGUUGUGAAAUAACUUUGCAGAUGUGACACUAAAGUUCAUCGUCAGUCAUCACUCUCCACUCACGCGCCUUUUUUCUGAACUGAAAAACUAAGUGGUCAAGCAUUAAUGAGAACAUUUUUCUGUCACUGAUAUAGUCUGAACUGCUUUGGACUGUUAUAUAAUCUUGAACGAAAAUCAUUUCUAUUCUUGCAGUCAUCUUUUAAAUUUGCUUAAUAGUUGAUCUCUGCUCUGAGGGCAUCACCUCAGACAAACAGCUUUGGCUAAAAUCAUUUCUUCUUUUCACAAUACACAAUAAGGCUGGUCAAUCAGCGCGAGCAUUUUCAACACCAGCAAACUUAUACCUCAUCCGUCAGCCGUCUACACGUCAUUCGAGGAAAAAAUGACUAAAUCUUCUUAAGUGAAUUGGAGUAAGUGCUGAACCUGACUGUUUGGUUGACCAAACUGAUCUCAGCACAGUUCUACAAUAAAUAUUUAAACUAUUAUUGCGUCCUCCUAAAAUUUACCCAGAAUAGCAGGCAUUACGCAGUUUGAACGAUGGCCGCAAGUUUCCAGAUUAACCUAUUCUGAUGUACAUAUGACUCAUAAUGUCUAAAUCAACAUAUAACAUACUGCUGAAGGAAAUGAACUUCUACAUGAUGUGUGUGGGUGUGUGCAUGUUUUGUACUGGAGUCUACUGAACUAAUAAGGAAUUGAAACUACAUUAGAGUUUGUAGAACCAAAAUUCAGGAAGGGAUACAGCAUGAUUGAUUUGGUUUCACAUGUUCCAACUGAAACAAGGACACCAGGAUGGUUAAAAAUAUAUCAGUGCUCCUCACAGAUGCUCUGGAACGGUAAAUUGCUUUAUUGUAGGGUGAUGGGUGUAGAUGGGUUAAAACAAAACAAAACAAAACAAAACAAAAAAUUGAGUCAAGCUGAGGCAUCAUAGAGAUAAAACAUGCACGGCUGCAGUCCUUAAUGUAGUUGGAGUAAUAAAUGUGCCAAAUAUGAAGUGAGCGUCAGGCAAAAGGCUUUUAGCAGUACUGAAAGUCAGGACCCAAUGCUUCCAUACAUGGUGCUGAUCCCCGUCUUGUAAAUAUUUGCAUUACUAAGGCAAAGCGUAAAAAUCUGUAAUAUCUGUAUGUAAGCUAUAUGAGUAUUGUGCAAUAAGAAAAGUGCGAAUGGCUUUUAAUGUAAUGUAACUGACAGCGCAGUAGGUUUAAAGCAUAUUCAGAUUUGCUUUGUCUCCAAAACAUGUUUUUGUCCAUUUUCAGCUUUUGACCUCUUAUCUGCCUCUGUUUUCACUCUUGUUUUAAGUCAGCAGUUUCUUUUAAAAGCAGAUUCACCUAGUCAUUGUUCUUGUCUUGUUAAAAGUUGUUUUUAGCAUAUAAAGAUUUCCUAAUUUGAGUAAAGGUUUCAGACAUCUCCUUUGUAUGGCUCUGCAGAAAUCUGUCUUGUAAUCUUGUGCUUUUCAGUUGUUUAAUACCUUAACACUCAAACAAAAAGAGCAGUAUCACUCUCCUUUUGUUUGAAAACUUCCCUCUUUACUUUUUUCAUUUAUUUGUUGCAUCAAAUUGUGUUUCUGUGUUUGUGUGUGUGUGUGUGUGUGUGUGUGUGUGUGUGUGUGUGUGUGUGUGUGUGUGUGUGCUGUGUGAAUACGUUCUUCACCAGGAACUUACUUGCUGUUUACUGAAAUAGGAAAACCAUUUGGUGAUUUUAUGAUCCUGAACAUCUAUAGCCAAAUUACUGUGCAAAAUUUUCAGAUGUAUGUUGUACAUGUAGAAGUUGUGUUUAAUACUAUUAGUACAGAAUCUAAACCAGAUUUAGAAGUAUCAGAAAUGUUUCAGAAACAAGAAGUAAUUUCCUUAGGGUGUGUUCAACAAAUGUUUAAACAUGUAAUAGAGAAAACGAAGAAAAAAAAAAAGCAAAGGAAAUAUAAGAAUGCUUAUUCAAAAUGCUGGUAUGAUUGCUGUGAUGUAACUUAGAGGAAACCAGUAAGGAUAUUUACUAUAAAACUGAUGACAAUUCAUGCGAGUCCACUAUCCCUGUCAGAAGAAUAUUUCUUCUCACUUCAUUGUAGUUGUAGCAAAAUGAUUUCUGUUGAAGUAUUUGGCUGUAAUAUCCAGAAUGUUAAGUCGAAUUAAGAUUUAGCUGUAUAGAAGAUUAGAAAGUUAUUCAUAAACUCUUGACUAGGAUAUUUAAAGGAAGGGCUAAAAGCAGGUGUCGUAUAGCCAAACCAAACAGCAACGUUUUGCUCAAUUUGAAUAAAUCUUUUGACAGGAAGGAUGGACUCAUUAACAUGUAUGUAUAUCAAGGCCAAACAUGAGUUGCCUGCUUCAACGAGUGCUGAAAGACUGGAGCUUUAUAAAGACUUGAAAAAUAAAAGAUAAUGCUAAACAGA
Molecule: messenger RNA, 5183 nt
Organism: Ictalurus punctatus (channel catfish)
Lineage: Eukaryota; Metazoa; Chordata; Actinopteri; Siluriformes; Ictaluridae
Gene: iffo1b
Product: intermediate filament family orphan 1b
Exons: 9
Coding region: 383-2224 (613 amino acids)
Source: RefSeq, a predicted model, not a curated record